AUGACAUCCUUCAUCGCUAAACAGAUCGGAAAGAGGCUCUUUGGGGAGACCUUGGAGAACAAGUUUGGUGCCAAGGACCCAGUCUUUGAACAGGUUCCCGCUACGAGACUCGACGGCACGCCCAAUGGCAAGUUCAAGAAGGUGCGACGGGCCUUGCCGCCUGGCAUCUCCGAGAACGAUGCCCAGGUCCUCACCAAGGUCAAGAAGAGGGCGUACAGACUGGACAUGAGUCUGUUCAGCUUGUUUGGUGUGCGUUUCGGCUGGGGUAGCGUCAUUGGAAUCGUGCCCAUCGCCGGCGACAUUAUGGAUGCGCUCUUGGCCAUGAUGGUCGUUAACACCGCGAAAAAGAUCGACGGCGGUCUACCGGCCGGCCUCCUGAUGCAGAUGUACUUCUGGGUUCUGAUAGACCUGAUCGUUGGGUUUGUUCCGUUCCUAGGCGAUGUCGGCGACGCUAUUCUGAAGGCCAACUCCCGAAACUCGGUCCUCCUGGAGGAACACCUCCGACAGAAGGGCAAGAAAAACCUGCGCAAGAGCGGGCAACCGAUCCCAGCCGUCGACCCCAGCGACCCAGACGAGUUCGACCGCUUCCAAUCCAGCGCCCAGCCUGAGCACGUCUCAAGCCAGCCAGGUCGGCAAGGCAAUACGACUGCCAGCCCCGGCAGCAACGGCCAUGGUCCGCAGUCAUCUGGUGUCACCGGCGCUGCUUCCACUCCGGUGCGCCCCACCGAGGCCAGAGUCCGAGACGAUCGUCGGUCCGGAGGCGGAUUCUUCAGCUUUGGCGGCAGCAAGAAGAACCGCCCAGUGGACGAGGAGAUGGGUGCCGCGAGUCAACCUCCUGCUCGGAAGCCAUCACGUCGAGGCUAG
Messenger RNA from Neoarthrinium moseri, 864 nucleotides. RefSeq lists its product as uncharacterized. NCBI's taxonomy places the organism in Eukaryota, Fungi, Ascomycota, Sordariomycetes, Amphisphaeriales, Apiosporaceae. Bases 1 to 864 code for a protein of 287 amino acids. The transcript is spliced from 3 exons. The record is from RefSeq and is a predicted model, not a curated record.